Myxocyprinus asiaticus (Chinese sucker) is the source of this 2532-nucleotide messenger RNA. RefSeq names its product mothers against decapentaplegic homolog 3-like. Gene Ontology annotation, molecular function: DNA-binding transcription factor activity, RNA polymerase II-specific; I-SMAD binding; RNA polymerase II cis-regulatory region sequence-specific DNA binding. Gene Ontology annotation, cellular component: heteromeric SMAD protein complex. Bases 265 to 1536 code for a protein of 423 amino acids. Gene Ontology annotation, biological process: regulation of transcription by RNA polymerase II; cell differentiation; transforming growth factor beta receptor signaling pathway. NCBI's taxonomy places the organism in Eukaryota, Metazoa, Chordata, Actinopteri, Cypriniformes, Catostomidae. The transcript has 9 exons. The record is from RefSeq and is a predicted model, not a curated record.
GAGGGGCGGGUCCAGACAGCGUUGGGUCUCGCCGGGGCUGCAUUUGUGUGCUGUUCACUUUCAGCAGACAUGCUGUGUUAAACUAUCUGUCAUCAUCCGGCAAUGUGAUUCUAAUGGGCAUAAAACAAACUGUCAGUUCUUUCUGGCCAUUGAACAGAUCCAUCGACCCUUCUUCUUUAAAAACACAGGACUUAUCCUUAUACAUCCAUACCAUCUGAUCUGAUCAUACGAGGGAAAUAUUGGGAGCUGUUUCAUCUAUUAAAUAUGUCUAUAUUGCCUUUCACGCCUCCGAUUGUAAAGAGACUUUUGGGCUGGAAAAAGGGCGAGCAAAACGGACAGGAGGAGAAAUGGUGUGAGAAGGCCGUGAAGAGUCUGGUGAAGAAGUUGAAGAAGACAGGACAGCUGGAGGAGUUGGAGAAGGCCAUCACCACCCAGAAUAUCACCACCAAAUGCAUCACUAUACCGAGGUCUCUGGAUGGCCGUCUGCAGGUAUCUCACAGAAAAGGCCUCCCUCAUGUAAUCUACUGCCGACUAUGGCGCUGGCCUGACCUGCAGUCCCACCAUGAGUUGCGCGCAGUAGACUUGUGCGAGUUUGCUUUCCACAUGAAGAAGGACGAGGUGUGUGUGAACCCAUAUCACUACCAGCGUGUGGAGACACCAGUUUUGCCUCCUGUCCUGGUUCCCCGGCACACUGACAUCCCCACAGACUUCCCUCCACUGGAUGAUUACUCCAUCCCUGAGAACACCAUUUUCCCUGCCGACAUUGAGCCUCUGAGCAACUACAUACCGGAGACCCCUCCUCCAGGCUACCUGAGUGAGGAUGGGGAAACCAGUGACCACCAAAUGAACCACAACAUGGACAUAGGUUCACCAAACCUUUCACCCAACCCUGUCUCUCCUGCAAACAGCAACCUAGACCUGCAGCCGGUGACAUACUGUGAGUCUGCGUUCUGGUGCUCCAUCUCUUACUAUGAAUUGAACCAGCGUGUGGGCGAGACCUUUCACGCAUCGCAGCCGUCAAUGACUGUGGAUGGCUUUACAGAUCCCUCCAACGCGGAGCGCUUCUGUCUGGGUCUGUUGUCCAACGUCAACCGCAAUGCAGCCGUGGAGCUCACGCGCAGACACAUCGGCCGAGGUGUGCGCUUGUAUUACAUUGGUGGUGAGGUGUUUGCUGAGUGUCUGAGCGACAGCGCUAUUUUCGUCCAGAGUCCAAACUGUAACCAGCGUUAUGGCUGGCACCCUGCUACAGUGUGUAAGAUUCCUCCAGGCUGUAAUCUGAAGAUCUUCAACAAUCAGGAGUUUGCCGCUCUGUUGGCGCAAUCAGUGAAUCAGGGUUUUGAGGCUGUGUACCAGCUGACCCGCAUGUGCACGAUUCGCAUGAGUUUUGUUAAAGGCUGGGGAGCAGAGUACAGGCGGCAGACUGUGACCAGCACCCCCUGCUGGAUAGAGCUGCAUCUUAACGGCCCCCUGCAGUGGCUGGACAAGGUGCUCACUCAGAUGGGCUCUCCAAAUAUCCGAUGUUCUAGCGUGUCAUAGGAAAACUCUCAACCUAUUUCAUGUCACCAAGGAAUGACCCCAUUCACACCCAUCUAAUGACACCCAGGACCUGCCAGCUGUCACUGCUGAAUGCCAAUGCAGCAUUUAAACAGAGUAAAACUAAGGACGGUAAAGACGAAAAACUGCUGGACUCCCUAGAGUGUCACUCUAUCAAUUGCAGAUCUUAAAAAGGAUCAAAUGAUAUAAGCACUUUCAACCAGUGAAUGACACUCAUGAAUAAUAUUUUUAAAGUUUAGAAUGAGGCAUUUCCCUCAUUGUGAAUUCAAAUUUUAUUGUACAUUAUGUUUAUGUAAUUAGGAAAUUGUCUAUUUUUUUAAUCAAGAUAAUUACGAAGUAUUUCAUGCAUUCAAUGAAAUACUCAGUUAUAUCUGAAGGUAUAAAUUGAUAUGAUUGCUUAAAAUCAUAGACAUCCUUGUGGAAAGGCCUGGAAGUUAGACUUUAUUACAGUCACAUGCUACACCGGACAAACCGUCAUAAAAAGAGUUCUUAAUUUCCACCACCUUCAGUGAAGGGGUUUUUAUGUUUGCCAUUCUGAAGCUGGCAGUAAGCUUGCUGCUUGCUCUGGGCUGCUUUGUCCAGUUGUUGUGUUGACCAGGUUUGUACUUAAGGCAGGGACUGAGAGUGUAAAAUAUAAAAAUAAAAAGGUACAUCAUCUAUGGUAGCACAGUCUUCACAAUGAAUAGCACUUGUUUUUACAACUCGAUAUUUGUCAGUGACAAAUACAGCUGAUAGUGCCAUUUUAUUCCUUUGACUUGAAGAUGGUGACUGUUUGGUUUUUAAUCAACAAAGGCAAGCCAAAUAUUUUGUAAUACUGUAAGUAUUUUUGCAUAAUAAACUGAAUGGAGAUUGCGGAAGUAUAUUUUUACUGCUAUCCUAUAGAGUAUUGUAUAUAAGAUUGAGUAGUUAAGUGUAGUGUUUAUCAUGCAUCUGCAGGUGAUUGUCAAAGGAGUUGCUGCACCAAUUAAAACAAAUGGA